AUGCCAUUACACUCUACAAUUACUCCAGAUUUCUCACAAGCCCUUCAAUUCAAACCCCUAGUUAGCUUAAUGGGUUACUAUUGUUAUAAACACAAAUACAAGAGAAAUCAUGGCACUUGUUCUGAUCAUACUUCAGAUGUUGUUAUGAUGUUGGCCGUUGCAUUGAUGCUCCUGGGGAUACCAUGGCUCUUCUCGCGUAGUGGACCAGUGGUAGUGGUCGAAGAAAACAAGAACUGGUCACUGACACCAAUACUCGUACUACUCAUCCUGCUUUUCUUGUCAUUCAUUGGAAGGCCAAGAAGGACUAAUAUGAAGUCAAUUUGCUGUCGGUCAAUAUUGGAUUCAAGAAUUAUGUCCCACUUCAGCAAUAAUGGAUUCAAGCAGUACCGCUCAUAUCAAAAAGUAAGAUAUGGAGUCAGAAACAAGACACGAGUGAUUAGAGUGUACAAUAAAUGA
Molecule: messenger RNA, 456 nt
Organism: Vicia faba (fava bean)
Lineage: Eukaryota; Viridiplantae; Streptophyta; Magnoliopsida; Fabales; Fabaceae
Source: the annotation of a GenBank genome assembly